CCAAUGCCCUCAAUACAUUCAAGCUUAUAUCCCUUUGCUCAAGCUUUCCUAUUCGUUUCCCCCUAGCUUCUUUCUCAUCACUUUUGGGCUUUCAACUUUUUUUAUUUAUUUUUAUUUUUUUUUAUGGAUUUUUACUUCAUAAUUUUUUAAAAUUAAUAUAAAAAGUAGAGAAAAAUACAAAAAACAAAAUGUCAAAUAAAAGUUAUUAGCACUAAAAUUAAGCGUGUGUAUCAUACGCAUAUCCUCCGACGAGAAAAUAGGGGUAAAUGUCGCAAUUUGUUGACUUAUAUACCAAUAUGUCGCCACAUGUUAAUUUUUAUACCAAUAUGUCGCCGGCAAUAACUUUUAUACCAAUCUGUCAUAACGGUGUUAACUUUUAUACUAAUAUGUUCAAUUAGCCUGUUUCUUUCAAUAUGUGUUAAAAAUCUAUAAUUCAAUUCUUAUUAUUAAGCCGUACAUCACACAGGAUUAAUUUAGUGAUACAUAUUUAAAUACCCAAAAUAAUAUACUACCUCCGGUUUAUUUUAGUCGCAACAAAGGACAACUUUACGCAAACCAAGGGAAAAGAUUGAAAGCAUGAUUAUGGAAAAAUAAGGGUAUGUGAUUAACUGUUAAUCUAACCCAAAAAAAAAAAAACUUAAUUAAAUUGAAUAGCCCACCACCACCAACACCACCAAGCACCAAGCAUCACCCAGCAAACCCCGACGCACCACCACCACCUCACACACCCAGCAAACCGUCGAACGCACCCCACCACCUCACACACCCAGCAACCCGCCAACGCACCACCACCACCCCACGAACCCAGGCAGUACCCAGCAACCUACGAACCCCUGCAACCCAUAAACCCAACCACCCCACGAACCCAGCGACUCGCCGACCCACCACCACCACCCCACGUACCCAGCAUUGUCGUUCCACUAACCCACCAAACAAUGAAACCAUACCCACGAAACCAAACCCACGAAACCAACCCACAAAAUCCGCCGAUCUGAAACCCGACCCACGAACCCAGAACGAUUCACCAACCCAGCAAACCCACGAAACUAACCCGCGAAACCGCCGAUCUAAAACCGCGAAACCCGACCCACUGCAACCCCCCGCCGCUCGUAACACCGUGAAACCACCAUGAAAAUGGGGUUGGAGGAGGAGAGAGAAUAUUAAAUGGGAUGAGAGUUUAAUAAUUAAGGUUGGGGUUUAAUUUAAUGAAAUCACAUUUGUAAUUUAAUAAGGGUGUUUAAGAAAAAAAGUAAGGGCAUAAAUGUUAUUUUAUUGGCCAAAAAUUACCAAAUGAGGAAUUUUUUUUUUUUUUGUUGUAAGUAAUUUGAACCACCCUAAAAUGAAAAUUGUUACAAGUAAAAUAAACUGGAGGUAGUACUUCGUAUGUAACAAUUAGGGACAAAUAGAGUAACCACCGUGAGGGCAUGAGUACAUGACUCUCUAAUCUCUAUGGUCACUGACUCACGCCAGCCUUUUCAAAAUUGUCAUUCCCUCCAACAUUCUCUCUCUCCUCGAUAGAUAUUCCCAAAUUCUUGGUUGUUAAAUUGAUGUUCUUAAUUUGAGCUUCAUUUUUGGGACUUUUCCACUUGUUGAAAAAAUUAUUGGGUUUGUAGUUUGAUAAUCAACACUCAAUUGGGUACUCAAUAUCUUGAAGAAUUGCAAUACAUUUAGGGUUUUCCGUUAAAUUUCAAGAAAGACUAGAAAAGGUGGUGUUCGUGGCGAAUUAGUGUAUCACGAGUAAAGAGGAUGAAAGUUAACAUUCUACAAUGGCAUGCUGUAGCUUCAUGGACCUGGGAUGCCCAGGAUGAAACAUGCGGAAUAUGUAGAAUGGCCUUUGAUGGUUGUUGUCCAGAUUGCAAACUACCUGGUGAUGACUGCCCAUUAAUUUGGGGGCAGUGCAACCAUGCUUUUCAUCUACACUGCAUCUUGAAGUGGGUGAAUUCACAAACUUCUCAAGCUCAUUGUCCUAUGUGUCGUCGGGAAUGGCAUUUCAAGGACUGAUAUCUUUUCUUCACCCAUUCUCUCUCAAUUGUCACUGUCCGGUGAAAAAUGGCAUAUUAUUGCCAUGACCAUGGUACAAUUCUUAACCUUUCUUACGUGGUGAUAUCUGUUUCAGCUUUAAUACUCAAUCUUGUUCAUGUGACGCAAGCGGUUUGUAUUACAAUAUCUUAUUUCGUGGAACAACUCACAAUCUUUGCUUUAGUUGCCUAUUCCAAAACUUCUCUGUAACUUGGUGUAAUGACGUGAUUGAACUUGGUAGAUGAUUGAAUUUACAGGUCAUCAUAUUAGUUUGCACAUUUUUUUUGUUGAUCAUGAUUAAAUUUCUUAUAGUUUAAUGAUUCACGAGGAGCCAAGUGGCAUAAUGGAGUGAUGGAAAAUCAAUAUCAAAAUCAAUUAGCCAACAAACCUUACCCAAUUUGAGCUGUAAUCGGAACUAAGUGUCAAAAAUUGGAGCGCCGUCUCUUUCAAUCCAUGUAGAUGAGGAAUUGUACCUGUAAAUGCUGUGAACAAGUAUACUACUAUGGGUCCUUUUCUCUAUGUUUGUAUAUAUUAUUUUGGUUUUUCCCUCUCUUUAUGUCUUCUCUGUACAGGGAAGAAUAUGACGUGACAAGCAAUAUUUUUUUGAUAUUUUUGUGACUUGAUGUAAGGGAGGUUCUUCUUGUUGUAUGAUCCUGAGAUACUACUUACCUGUACUCUUAGCAGAUGGCUGAGAUACUAAAUAAUCCUAGACUCGUCGUGAUCUCGUGGAUGAUAAUAUGUUUAAUUGUUUAGGCUUGAGGAUGAUACCUUAGAUCGAUUUCAAAAUGAGCAAGAACAUGACCAAUUGCUAUGAUCUGGGAAGGUGACCUGAUUUACAGUUAUAGAGGACUGAUUCAAACUUUGUACUAACUGUAACUUUGUACUGAUUUUAGUGAGGUUACUUCGUUUAAAAUUAUGGGGAUUUUAAGCUAAAGUCGAUGAUUUCAAACUUUCAAUUGGCCAAUUUUUGUGCCCAAAAAUUAGAAAAUCAAGACUAGAUAAACAUAACUAGUUACAUAAAAGUACCACUUCAUAAUCAGCAAUUUUCGCUUUAAUUACAUCAAGAAAUCCAUGUAGCAAAUCAACAUUGAACAAUUUCAUACAUUAUAAAAAAAAAAAAAAAAAAAAAAA
Molecule: messenger RNA, 3150 nt
Organism: Chenopodium quinoa (quinoa)
Lineage: Eukaryota; Viridiplantae; Streptophyta; Magnoliopsida; Caryophyllales; Amaranthaceae
Product: anaphase-promoting complex subunit 11
Exons: 4
Coding region: 1747-2001 (84 amino acids)
Biological process (GO): positive regulation of mitotic metaphase/anaphase transition; anaphase-promoting complex-dependent catabolic process; protein ubiquitination
Cellular component (GO): anaphase-promoting complex; nucleus
Molecular function (GO): zinc ion binding; ubiquitin protein ligase activity; cullin family protein binding
Source: RefSeq, a predicted model, not a curated record